AUGUCGUCCUUGUCUUGCAAGCCUCAUGCGCAGGGGAAGUACCUGAAACUCCAGGACGAGGACUGGGCGAGAGGGAUCAACGGACCGAUCUUCAGCAGGACGCUCUGUGGAGGAGCCAACGCCUCAGGAACCUUGUUCAAGUGGGAUGAGCUGCCGAGCCGGCAGAGGGAGAAGCUUGUGCAGUCAGCGACGCCGAUCCCAUGGCAGGCGCUCGUACAGGAGGAGGAAGUUUCCUCUCCCUGGCCCCAUCACCCGGCAGGGCUCAACAGGACGCUGCCUCCUCCCGACCCUUCGACCCUCUACGAUGAGAACGGGAACCUGUUCAAGUCCGCCUUCACUCGCCAGCUGGAGGAGGAGCACUGGAGGAUGAAGAAGUCGAUGACGUCGCUGUCCAUGACGACGAGCAUUGGGAAGCCUCCCGGGUUUCAUCGGCCGAACCCUAUGGAGUUCACUAGGAAGAGCCUCAAGACCUUGCCGCAGCACGAUACGCUUCGCCUCCUCCAGCGAGACCUGCGGAAGGUGAUUGUGGAUGGGAGCAGGAUCGAGUCGAAGGAGGACAAGAAAAUCCGACGGCUACUCAUGGAGGACUUUUCCUCCCUGCUCAGGGGGGGAGAUUUGAGAUCGCCGAGCCGCCUCAAGCGGCUGAAGAGGAUCUCGAGGCUGAGCUCGAAGAAGGAAGAGGACGAGAAGCAGACGGAAGUUCAGAAGAAACCGGAAGAUGCAGCACGGAGGGUAACUGCUACCCUUGUCUUCCCAGCAAGACCGCCCAAGACGGCUCCACCCACUCACAGUCUGACAUUCCUGCCGGAGGAAAGUCGCCAGCAGCUCAUCGAUCAGCUAAAGGACGAGUGGGAGGGGCACAACAGGAUGCUACAAAGAUAUUCUCUGAGCCUUAAUUACCUCGACUCCAUUAGCAGAGUGAGAAAGCGGGAAGAGGCUGAGCACAACAUGAAGCUGAUUGAGGACAAGAUCAAGCUCCUGUCCCACCAGAACAUCAUCAUCCACGACCAGCCGCCCAGCGUCCGCACCCGCACCCGCACCCGCAUGCGUUCCUGA
Molecule: messenger RNA, 1056 nt
Organism: Guillardia theta CCMP2712
Lineage: Eukaryota; Cryptophyceae; Pyrenomonadales; Geminigeraceae
Exons: 8
Coding region: 1-1056 (351 amino acids)
Source: RefSeq, a predicted model, not a curated record